This is a messenger RNA of Micropterus salmoides (largemouth bass), 6292 nucleotides long. RefSeq names its product nuclear factor 1 A-type-like. The record is from RefSeq and is a predicted model, not a curated record. Gene Ontology annotation, biological process: regulation of transcription by RNA polymerase II. Gene Ontology annotation, molecular function: RNA polymerase II cis-regulatory region sequence-specific DNA binding; DNA-binding transcription factor activity, RNA polymerase II-specific. Gene Ontology annotation, cellular component: nucleus. Lineage: Eukaryota; Metazoa; Chordata; Actinopteri; Centrarchiformes; Centrarchidae.
CACCUAUCGCUGCCGGCACCGGUCCAAAUUUCUCACUGGCCGAUCUGGACAGCUCCUCCUACUACAGCAUGAGUCCAGGAGCCAUGAGGAGACCGCUGCCCAGCACCUCCUCCUCCAGCUCUGCCAAGAGGAUAAAGUGUAUGGAGGAGGACGUGGACAGUCCCGGCGAGGAGUCCUACUACCCCAGUCAGGGUCGAUCUCCGGGCAGCGGCAGCCAGGCGAGCAGCUGGCACGACGUGGAGCCAGGGAUGCCGUCGCCCGCCGGCGUCCUAAAGAAGUCAGAGAAGUCUGGUUUCUGCGGCGCCGUGCCUUCGCCGAGCGGCUCCGCCUCCACCUCCUCCACUUCUUCUUCCUCCUCUUCCCCCCGAACGGCUUUCACACACCAUCACCGGCCCGUCAUUACCGGGCCUCGAGCGAGCCCCCAUGCUCCCCCCUCCAGCCUCCACUUCUCCUCCUCCCCCAUCCUGCAGCAGCCCGGCUCCUACUUCUCCCACCCGGCCAUCAGGUAUCACCCGCAGGAGACGCUCAAGGAGUUCGUCCAGCUGGUCUGCCCUGACUCCGCCCAGCAGGCCGGACAGGUGGGCUUCCUCAACCCUAAUGGUAGCUCCCAGGGAAAGGUCCACAAUCCUUUCCUGCCGACGCCCAUGCUGCCUCCGCCUCCGCCUCCCCCGAUGGCACGUCCCGUCCCACUGCCCGUCGACGCCAAGCCGCCCUCCACCUCCUCCACCGAGGGGGGAGGCAACUCACCCACCUCACCCACCUACUCCACCCCCACUUCAUCUCCAGCCCAGCGGUUUGUCAGCGUCGGACCCAGAGACCCUGGCUUUAACAUCCCUCAGCAACCACAGUGGUACCUGGGAUAGGGACUCCAGACGCCCCUCUCCCCUCCACCCACCUGUACGACAGAUCGCUGCAGCCUCCUCCUCAACCUUUGACCUUUGAUGCCAGCUGCGACAGAGAGUCCUGUCUUGCCCCGCCCCUACAGCCCUCGUCCUCCCCCCUGUGCGCCUGACUCAGCCCCCACCAGCGCCAUACACAAACUCAGCAGCAUCAGCAUGGCUACAGCGGAUCAAACGCACCCCAACCACCCACUCUGUAAACUGUACGUCACAGACUUCCCUGUGGACAUAUGUUUCAUAUGUCGAUGUCCGUAUAUAGUGCCAGACCCUGCCCCCCUUCCCCGAAACCAGACCAGGCUGAGAAUCCGUAGGGGGAUUGAGUCUUCAGUUUAUGGGAACACCGCAAGACUGAAUCACAGAGCUUCCCCUCCGGAGAAACUACUUUCCCAUCAUCCUCUGCAGUGUGUGCAUCCAGUGGACUUACAGAAGUGCAGUGCCCUCCCCAGGCCCACCAGCCGGGCCCCCCAUCCUGGUGUAUCCUAAAGGGUUUGGUUUGGUUGGUGGGACAGGAAGGGAUCCACCGUGGUUUAGGGAGAAGGGAGGUGUUACCUGGCUCAUAAACCACCAGCUAAUACCUCCGAUCCCCCCCCUCCGCCCCGCCUGAGCCCUCACACACCUCCUGGGAUGGACUCCACCUCCCCACUUGACUCCGCCCCCUGGUUGGUGGCCAUGUCGGGGAGGGAGGAGCUCGACAAGGGUCUUUCCAAGGACAUGGACCAGUGCUUAAUGGAAAGACCAGAUCCGAGGGCGGACGUGGUGUGGGCGCAAACAGUAAUAACAUAAACUCCGCAUGAAGAGGGGGGUGGGGGGCGGGGUGGGGGGGUUAUACAUGUGGGGAAGCAGAGGUUUAUUGAUGUGAAGUGUUGCGACCAGACGCUGGUGGAUCCAAGCUCGUUUAUCUGAGAGGCUUUGGCUUCGUGGCUCAUUGAUUUUUCUCUUUCAGCCGUCAUUUCAGCUGGUCGCCCUCCUCUUCCUCCGCUAUCCAUCCACCAGUCUGGGUGAAGCUACAGCAUGCUAAGGGUGGACAGAAAGCUCUGGUGUCCGAAAACGCGGCAGGCAGGCAGGCAGGCAGGCAGGCAGGCAAGAGAGAGAAGAAAACUUUACCAGUGGAAUAUUGAUCAUGAGGAAAGUGCAAUUUUGUUGGCUAGCUGUUGGAUAGUUAAAUAUCUUUGUAAGAUAGCUCGUUGAAAUCAGUUGUUGAAAGGUAUAUAUAUAUAUAUUUUUCUUCCUAGUCCGCUCACACCUCUGGGACUCUAAAAUAUUGGGGUACAAAAGACAACAACACAGCAUUGAACUAGAAACCAUAGCCUUGUGAGAAAUAACGGGAGCUGGAUUGACAUUUAUUGUUUAUUUUUUGUUGUUGUUUUUUCAUCUUGUAAAGCUGUUAGCAUGGUAGAACAAGAAUCCCUUUAAGAAAUAUAAUUUUAAACAAUCAAUUUUUAAAAAAAGCAUUUCUUGCAGCUUAAGUCUGCUUUUUAUUUUCUUUUAAAAGAAAAAAAAACGCUAAGCGAUUAAUUUAUUUUAAUGAGCACAUCGUUUUACGUUGUAAAAAAAAAAAAUUAAAGCGAUUAGAAUUUCUCAUGAGGUUGGAAUCAGGAGACGAUAUAACGAGUGAAUUUAAGCUUAAAGGUGAUCACGUUUUCUCCAGUUUCUGUUGGCGAGAUAAUCUUUAACGGGUGUCGCCCGGUGAUGGGCUGCCCAGUGAUUGGCUGGGUCUCCUAGAGGUCCCCUUCCAAUCAAAAGCACUUAUUCCUGCAGUUGGCCAAUGGGCCGCGAGUGUGUAAUCAGGGGGUGUUGUUUAGCGAUAAAGAGGCACAGCAGAGGGUUAACCCUCUGGAAGCUUUCGUCCACGAAUAAGACAAGACAGCUGAGCGCUUCACAUGCAACUUACCAUUUUAUUGAACUUUUGUUUUUCCUUUUUCCUAUACUAUAUCUAUAAAUAUAUACAUACACACACACACACACACACACACACGCUUACGACCAUCCAGCGUCGAACAAAAGUGAAUUUAAGUGAAAAAGUUUUUUAAAAAAGAACAAAAAAAAUCUGCAUGUUGUAGUGUUAGUGACAAAUUUUUCCAUAGAUGAUGUAGUUAGUGAGAUAAAGACACUAUAUUGUAAAACCCAACAUCAGGCACUUGCCAGCAGCCGUCUAUUACUUUGGUCCCCGUCAAGGCCUUUUCUAUCACAACAACAACCAGCUCUCUUCGCUUCUCAGCAUCUCUCCAUUCAUUUAUUUCUACUUCCUUUCCCUACCCCUGCUUCCUCCUUUUCCUUCAGCAACAGAUCAAUUCUGCUUUUCAGUUCUCGAAGACGUUCUCUUUCAUCCGUACGUUAUCAAAAUUGCACGAAAACAAUUGUUCCUCAUCAAUGUGCCUUGAGCUACGGUCCAGUCCUGAGAGGUUGCACAAGAUCCAAUGUGGAGAGUCUUGUUUUAUUAUUCCUUAUUAUUUUAUUUUAUUUUCCAUAUUUUCUUCCACCCUCCACAACUGAGAUUUUGUAGGUAACUGGAGCAAUUAACGUCAUAGCGUCACAGCUGAAGAGGAACGCUGUGAUUUCCAGAAUGACUUAUCUCAGUUGUUUAGAGGCUUCAGGCCUGCGCUGCACUGCUUUCUGUCCCCUCCCCUGCCCACCUGCAGCACUGAGCAGGUGAAGUCUACAGUCAGGUCAGUCAUCUCCGGAUCUCUAACAGACGGCAACACGGUCAAAUUUUGUGAGAUGAGCACAAAGUUACAGGCUUUGUGAUGUUGGCAGGAGUGAUGUGACGAUGAUAUUCAUCAACAGUGAAAACAAAAUGAGUUUAACAUUUAGAGCUAUAGCGCCUGUUAGCUAAUGGUCUGAUAAAAUUGUUUCAUUCAGGUUAGCUGCAAAGACACUAUAGGUUACUAACUAAAACCGGUUUAAACUGAAAAUAUUUUAAAAUCUUCUGAAGUCCCCAAAAGGUCAGUUUAGCAGCUUAAAUAGUUUUGUUCAACUUAGCUAACAUGUCAGCAGCUAAAGCUGAUUGAUUUGAGUUAGCUAACUGUUGAGUUUAACAGCUAAACAGUUUGGGUUUGCAAACAGUUCAGUUUUUUCUGCAGUCCCUAACAAUUUAGAAUCCAAACCAGUUUGAAUGAGCCAAGCUAACAGUUCAGUUUAGCAGCUAAAGCUGAUUGAUUUGAGUUAGCUAACUAUUGAGUUUAACAGCUUAGACAGUUUGGUCCAACUUUGCUAACUGUUUAUUUUUGCUACUUAAACAGUUGGCUUCGCAAACAGUUCAGUUUUUUCUGCAGUCCCUAACAAUUUAGAAGCCAAACAGUUCGAAUGAGCCAAGCUAACAGUUCAGUUUAGCAGCUAAAACUGAUUGAUUUGAGUUAGCUAACUGUUGAAUUUGGUUCAGCUUUGCUAACGGUUUAUUUUACCUGCUAAAACAGUUUGGUUCCUGUUAGCAAACUUUUAAAAACUUAACUGUACAAGUGUGCUGGCAAUUUCAUUGAAAAACACAUACACUGAAACUGAUAUGUGAGAAUACAUCGUUGAGACUUCGUACUCAUUUCGCAAAAUUUUAUGAUGCCAGGAUCUUGAGAGCAGACGGAGCUUAUGAAGGCUAACUAACUAGUAGAUUAGCUCAGUUUAGCAUGUAUAGCGUCGCCCGUCCCCUCCAUCCUGUCCUUUGUGUGGCGGGAUGAUCUUUACUUCUGUUGCUGCCGUCUCAAGUGCAGCUAAAAACUUAAAUUUUCACGUCUUCCUGACUUAAUAUUUGGUUUGUUCGUUCUACUACUUUUGUUCCCAGAUGAAAUGAAAUAAUGAGGACAUAAAAUAUGCAAUACCUGCUUGCACUCACUUAACACUUAAUUUUGUCUUUUGUUGUUUAUUUCGUUUGUUUUUUUCCUUUCUCCUUUUACUUUCAACCAAAGUUGGCGUGCACGUGACUGGCAUUGUGCUCCGUGGUUGGUCCCUAAAAAUGGUGAAGCCAGCCCCACGGCGACGCUCCAGCCAAGCUGAGCCACCGUUGCUCGGGGAAUUCUACUUCCUUCCUUCCUUCCCUCCUUCCUGUUUUGAUAAUAUACCAGACGGCCACAUUACUACAUUCGGGUCUCUCUUUCCUAAAGGUUUAUUUUUUAUUUCUUUGGUCACAAGCAAGCCUUGAACAAGUCAAACUUCUUCUCCAUCACGCAGAGAACAGUUUAUCAAAAAAACAACAACAUUUUAAUGUUGUCCCGCUCUGCCCGGCAGAGGAUUGAGUAAAUAAGUUGUUUACCUGUUCCGUCUUUCAGAUGUAAUGGACAGCGCCGCAACGCCAGUGAUGGUUUAGUAGUUCCACUUGUAUGGGUUGCGUGUUUCCUCUUAGUGUGACAUGUUAAAUCUUUUGUCUCUGUUCUUGCCUACCCUUUAGCCAUGAGUUGGGCAUUACUUCCUUAAUUAUCUGCACUAAAUAUGAAAUAAAUAGUGAAAAAGUAUUACAUGGGGGGGAAAAUACAGCUUCCAGGGCUUAAAAAGAGCGAAGGGAAUUAAAAAAAAUAAAUAAAAAAUUGCACGGACAUUUUUUUAAAGUGUCACAAAACAAACCUUGUGAAACAGCCUAGCAUCUAAUCAGCGACUUUUUGGCUGUGUGUGUAAGAUAACGACAAAAUUGCACCCUUUUUAAAGAAAGAAAAAAAGAAAAAGAAUUUAAAAGCAAUAGUUUGGGCAGUGUGUUGUUUUUGUUCUUGUGUUGUGUGUGAUAUUUAGUUCUGGUACAGCAGCGAAGAGACGCAGAGAAGAGUUAGCUCUUAGCGGACGGGAGGGCAGAGCAGCAAGGGCCAUCGGCCGGGCAGGGAGACACGUUUGUAAUGUUGUAUAGUUUUAUUAAUUACACUGAUUUUAAAGCUGCCCUAUUUUAUAAUGCAGGACUUUUGUAACAUUGAUUAAAUGAGGAAAAACUAGUGUUGUGAAUUUUCUGAUUGUUUGUAUCGAGGUCACAUUACUAGAACUGGUUUGUUUUGUUUUCUGGGAACUGGAUUUAAGUUGAAAACUUUCCUGUUUCCUCAUUUUCUUUAUUUUUUUUCUUUCAUUUGCUUUCCUUUUUUUGUAUGUAUUUAAGGACAUUUCCUCUGUUGAUGGUAUAGCAUAUUCCUGUACCUAACACGUAUAGGGCGCUGUGGUGAUAAGACCAUUGUAAAUGGAUGUUACAGUAUGCUGUAUGUUUUGAAGGUUAUUUGUUGCAUCUGUGUUGAUGAAGCUAAAUCUAGGUAAUUCUGAGGAAAAUUGGUAAGAAAAGCAAGCGUUUUUUAUGCAUUUUAAAAAUUUAGUUUUAGGCAGGAGACAAUGACAUAGCCAGCCAAUGGAUGCCCCUACUAUAAAUGCAUCUAGGCAUCUUUUUUUGUGUUCACCAUUCCAUGCAGGAAAAUAAACAGCUUGAUUAUGCAACAUGA